CCGGAGCCUUUCAGGCUUUGUUUGACGUGGAAGCCAAAACUGGGAGCCUUCUUUGUCCAAAUAGACCUAUCGGACACCCACCGCUCCCUUCUGCAAUCUCUCCUAAUAAUAAACAAAUCCCCCCGCCGGAGAUGCCGUCGUAAACCUAUACGCCGGUACCUCCGCCGCACUGCUUAUACCUCAAAGAUCAACCUACAAUUUCCCCUAAUCUUGCCCAUUGGGAGAUCACCGGAAAAGAAAUUUUGAAAAAGAAGAAGGAGCGUGGCUCCUCGAGAAAUGGCGAGUGGCGGCAAGCUCUCGCCGCACGUGAUUGUCGUCUCACUUGCCAUCGUUUACAUAUACUUUUCGACUGUCUUCGUUUUUGUGGACCAAUGGUUUGGGCUCCGUUCGUCUCCAGGAAUCAUGAACACCGUCGUUUUCACCGCGGUUGCGAUUAUGUGUAUCCGUAACUACGUCGUCGCCAUGUUCACGGAUCCUGGUCGGGUCCCGCCUUCAUUUGCGCCCGACAUUGAGGACUCGGAGCACCCGAUUCAUGAGAUCAAACGAAAGGGGGGUGACUUGAGAUACUGCAAGAAAUGUUCAUCAUACAAGCCACCUCGUUCCCAUCAUUGUCGUAUAUGUAAACGUUGUGUCUUAAGAAUGGAUCACCAUUGUGUUUGGAUGAACAACUGUGUGGGCCACGCCAACUAUAAGGUGUUCUUUGUGUUUGUUGUAUAUGCUGUCCUCGCAUGCCUAUACUCUAUGAUUUUGCUUUUAGGUAGUUUAACUGUUGAUACACAAAAAGAUGGACAGCAACCCGAAGGAUCUUAUAGAACUGUAUAUAUCAUAUCCGGGAUGUUGCUAAUUGCACUUACCAUGGCUUUAGGUGUCUUUUUGGGGUGGCAUAUCCAUCUUACAUUACAAAACAAAACCACAAUAGAGUAUUACGAAGGCGUGAGGGCAAUGUUGCUAGCUGAACAAGGCGGAAAUGUGUACUCUCAUCCGUAUGAUCUUGGGGUCUAUGAAAAUCUAACUACAGUAUUGGGUCCCAACAUUCUUUGUUGGGUUUGUCCUGUAUCAAACUACAUAGGAUCGGGUCUACGUUUCAGAACUGCAUAUGAUCAUCCACAUGGCGUAUUCAAAACAACAACUACAACUUCAACUUCUUCUUCUUCUUCAUAAAAUUAUCAUGAUAUAUUGUUAUAUAUAAAGUAUAAAGGGGAUCGACUAAUGAUAUGAUAGGGUGAGUAGAAGUACUAACAAGUUGUCCUUUUGUUGUGGGGUUUGUUUUUUGAGGGG
Lactuca virosa is the source of this 1278-nucleotide messenger RNA. The record is from the annotation of a GenBank genome assembly. Lineage: Eukaryota; Viridiplantae; Streptophyta; Magnoliopsida; Asterales; Asteraceae.